AUGGCAGAAGGCGCAGGUGCCGAAGAACUCAUUCAUGCUCGCCUCCAAGAUUUUGGUACGACUCGCCACCCUGAGUUUGAGGAGGUGGAGAGACCCACCAGUUGGGAAAAGAGAGCCCAAAGAGUCAUGGACAAGGUGAAGAAAAUGAAAAAGCUUGGCUGUGACAGCAAAAACGUACACUUAGCGCAUCAACUUUCUUUCGAUGUAAUGAUGGAAAAGGUCGUGGAGCUCGUUCGAAAUGACGAUGUCGAAGGUCUGGAGCGUUUUGUGGAUGAGUUCGCCGAAAAUAACAACACCCUCUUGGAGGAGAUCAACGACGACCCAGAGGUUUAUCAAGAGAUGAAAGUGGUCCUGCAGGAACAGAAAGAGGACAUUUAUUAUAAGCUCGAGUCAGUUCGUGACGCUAUGCGCUCUACGCUGAGCGACGAAGAGUUGCAUCGUGAGGUCGAAGAGCUGCUGGAGCACAUGAACAGUUAUGUGGGCAAUCUUCGUCCCGGACACGGCCCAACGAAUCAAUCCAUUGGGAGAGGGAACGACCUGAAGUUUCACCAAAACGGCAACUUGACACCUAGAAGCAGGUGGAUCCAUAGCAUUUUCCACGAGCACACCCGUCGGGACCCGACGUCCGGAAGAGUAGCGUCUUCUGUGACGGAUCCCCCAAAAAGGUACGAAGGUAGUUUGCCAAACUAG
Molecule: messenger RNA, 690 nt
Organism: Symbiodinium necroappetens
Lineage: Eukaryota; Dinophyceae; Suessiales; Symbiodiniaceae
Source: the annotation of a GenBank genome assembly